GAAACGCGAUGGGCCGCAGGCUGAGCCUGCUCCUGGCUGCGCUGGCCCUGCUGGCGGCCCCGGCGCGGGCCGAGGAGGAGGUGAAGAUAGAGGUGCUGCACCUCCCCGAUGCCUGCAGCCCCAAGAGCAAGAAGGGGGACCUGCUGAACGCGCACUACGACGGCUUCCUGGCCAGCAACGGCUCCAAGUUCUACUGCAGUCGGACGCAAAAUGAUGGUCAUCCAAAAUGGUUCGUUCUGGGUGUUGGACAAGUCAUAAAGGGGUUGGAUAUUGCUAUGAUGAAUAUGUGUCCUGGAGAAAAACGGAAAGUGGUCAUCCCUCCAUCAUUAGCAUAUGGACAGCAAGGAUAUGCACAGGGCAAGAUUCCACCUAAUGCAACACUCAUCUUUGAGAUUGAACUUUAUGCAGUAAAUAAGGGACCUCGUAGUGUUGAAGCAUUUCAUCAAAUAGACAAGGACAGUGACAAGAAGCUCUCCGAACUCGAGAUAAGUCAAUAUUUGAAAGAAGAAUUUGCAAGAGAUGGCAAAAAACGUCAUCCCUCAGUCCAUGAUGAAAUUUUAGCUGAUAUAUUUAAGAAGAAUGACCAUGAUGGAGAUGGCUUCAUAUCAGCUAAGGAGUACAAUGUCUACCAGCAUGAUGAACUCUAAUUACCUGUCAACUCUUUGGCAGUUUUAUGGACAAAAAAUUUAAAAAAAAUCCAAAGUAAUACUUUGUUACAGAAUAUUUUUCUGUUCUUUUUUUUUGUUUUUGUUUUUUUUUUUAUAGUGGAAUCUUUUUUAUUUCUAAGGUGACUGUAAAAUACUACUUUUAACAUUCAGCUAAUAAAAUGUUUUAGAUGUUACAAAAUAAAUAAAACUGGAAAACACCAAGA
Molecule: messenger RNA, 871 nt
Organism: Lagopus leucura (white-tailed ptarmigan)
Lineage: Eukaryota; Metazoa; Chordata; Aves; Galliformes; Phasianidae
Gene: FKBP7
Product: FKBP prolyl isomerase 7
Exons: 4
Coding region: 9-647 (212 amino acids)
Molecular function (GO): calcium ion binding; peptidyl-prolyl cis-trans isomerase activity
Source: RefSeq, a predicted model, not a curated record